Messenger RNA from Fusarium redolens, 5256 nucleotides. RefSeq lists its product as uncharacterized. Gene Ontology annotation, cellular component: Ku70:Ku80 complex; nucleus. Lineage: Eukaryota; Fungi; Ascomycota; Sordariomycetes; Hypocreales; Nectriaceae. The transcript is spliced from 6 exons. The record is from RefSeq and is a predicted model, not a curated record. Gene Ontology annotation, molecular function: DNA helicase activity; double-stranded DNA binding; telomeric repeat DNA binding. Gene Ontology annotation, biological process: telomere maintenance; double-strand break repair via nonhomologous end joining; regulation of DNA-templated transcription. Bases 1 to 5256 code for a protein of 1751 amino acids.
AUGGCCGAUAAACAGAAUUGGCGAAAAGAAGAAGAAGAAGAUGAGGAGGAACAAGAACUUGACGAGAACAGCUAUAAGGCACAGAAGGAUGCCAUCUUGCUUGCGAUUGAUGUUAGCAAGUCCAUGUUAGAGCCGCCGCCGCCUUCGGAUUCCAAAAAGGCAGAUCGCGACAGCCCUGUCCAAGCGGCUUUAAAAUGUGCCUACCAUCUCAUGGAGCAACGCAUCAUCUCUAAUCCCAAGGAUAUGAUGGGCAUUCUUCUCUUUGGUACUGAGAAAUCAAAAUUUCGGGACUCUGUAGAUGGUCGAAGUGGUCUGGGUUACCCUCAUUGUUACCUAUUUACUGAUCUCGACGUGCCGGCGGCAGAAGAUGUGAAGACUCUCAAGGCCUUGGUCGAAGAUGGUGAGGACGAGGAUGAGGUACUGACACCUUCGGAUGAGCCUGUAAGCAUGUCGAAUGUGCUAUUCUGCGCGAACCAGAUCUUCACAACAAAGGCUGCGAACUUUGGCAGUCGUCGUUUGUUUAUAGUAACUGACAACGACGAUCCUCACGCAUCUGACAAACAGGCCAAGUCCGCUGCAGCGGUACGAGCCAAGGAUCUGUACGAUCUUGGGAUUCUGAUAGAUUUAUUCCCCAUUACCCGUGGAGACGAGAAAUUUGAUCUCAACAAGUUUUAUGAUGACAUCAUCUAUCGUGACCCUGUUGGAGAGGCGAACAUGUCAGAAGUUCGAACAUCGAAAUCUGGAGACGGACUGACACUGCUCAACUCGCUCAUCUCAAAUGUCAACACCAAACAAACUGCAAAGCGAGCACUGUUCUCAAAUUUGCCAUUCGAGAUUGCUCCUGGGCUACGCAUCUCAGUCAAGGGAUAUAACAUCGUUCAUCGUCAAACACCAGCGCGCACUUGCUACAUUUGGCUGGACGGUGAAAAGCCACAAAUUGCUACAGGUGAAACUACACGAAUCGCGGAGGAUAGCGCCAGGACCGUUGAAAAAGCAGAGAUAAAGAAGGCGUACAAGUUUGGCGGCGAAUACGUUUACUUCUCCCCUGACGAACAGAAGUCAUUGAAGGAUUUUGGAUCACCCAUCAUUCGUAUCAUCGGCUUCAAACCGCGCAGUUUGCUUCCCGUAUGGGCCAGCACCAAGAAGUCUACGUUCAUCUUCCCCAGCGAAGAAGAUUAUGUUGGUUCGACCAGGGUAUUCGCAGCACUUUGGCAGAAACUUCUCAAGGAUGACAAAAUGGGUGUCGCUUGGUGCAUCACCCGUGCUAAUGCGCAGCCAAUGUUGGCCGCUGUCAUACCGUCUAGAGAGCGGUCCGAUGAUGACUCGGGAACACCUUAUCUGCCUGCUGGCCUUUGGAUCUAUCCUCUGCCAUUCCAGGAUGACCUGCGAAAUAUCAACCCACCAAGCGAAGUGCUACGAAGUUCUGGAGAACUCACAACGCAGAUGCGAACUAUCGUUCAGCAACUCCAACUGCCAAAGGCGAUGUACAAUCCAGCAAAAUACCCCAACCCCGCGUUGCAGUGGCAUUACAGAAUCCUUCAAGCUCUUGCUCUAGAGGAAGAGGUACCCGAGAAGGCGGAUGAUGCAACGGAGCCGAAGUACAAAGCAAUCAGCAAACGAGCAGGCGGUUAUUUGGAAGAAUGGUCGGAGUCACUAGAAGAGGAGUCUGGCAAAGUUGCGAACAAAAAAUCGACUAAGCGAGAAACAGACGAUGAAGAUAUGGAUAGGCCGGCGAAGAAAUCGAGAGGCACAUCGGAGAAGGCAUCCGGUUCUUCCUUCAGUAUGGCUCAAUUGAAGGCCGCAAUCGAAGGCGGGACUAUACAAAAAAUGACGGUAGUUCAGCUUAAAGAUAUACUGGCUACCAAGGCACCCGUUAGUGGCUCUCAGUGGCGAGGCGCUCAACUCACGCCCACUAAAUCUCAGGCCCAUGCAGAGUUAGAGCUAAACACUCCCCGGCCCCUUACCUCAUCUGUCAAAUCUGUAGCUCCACCAUCACCCACCUGCGCGUUCGUGAGCCCGCAAACGCCAGGACAGCGUCGCCCGAACAUCCCAUCGGCAAUACUUGUAGCCUCAUCGCCUCAGAAGGAGCCGGGCGCUGACGAGUAUACCUCAAGGCUAUUGCGUCUGGCGCGACGCCCACCAACCUGCGAGCAACGCACCACCAUGGCCGAUUUCCUCGCAAGCCUUGGUCUUGGCGGCGCGCAGACACCAGCCGCGUCAAGUAAUCCGCAAUGCGAUUCGGUCGAGGAGCUCCAGUUCAAACUACGAAGCAUACUAGAUGCCAAGGCGACACCCACCCGGGCCGAACAUGUGACUCUGACAAUCGAAUUGAGAGCUACGGUACGAUUUCAGUUGCCUGUGUCAGAAUCGGAGAAUGGGACACUCGAGAGCCUAAAUAACAUUGAUCCGUCACUGGGAGGAGCACAAUUUGUAGGAAUGAAUGGCAAUCAUGAUGAAGGACAGCUAUCGCGCGUGGUAUUUGCCAAUGACACACUUAUGAAUCAACCACAAGAUGACCCGACCCUUCAACGAUCUGUCGCCAAACAUAUCAUUUCAAUAGUCAGCUCAACCGACGGGAGUACCUGGACCGUUCGAGAAGUGUCGCGAGGUACACAGGGUUGGACUUUUACGUAUUUGUGCAAGGACUCAUAUCAGCAAUGGACUCGACAGAAUGCGAAGAACCCAACGAAAACAAUAGUAGGAGAGUUCAGUUAUAGAGAGCCUGACCCAGUUCUGCAUGCUCGACCUGCUUUUGACUGUCGAGGAUCUAUCACGAUUGCCUUCAACCGCGGCAGUCGCUCCAUCACAGUGAAAUACGACCAUACUCCUUUGCACAAAACUGUUGCCGAGCUGGCCGCCCACUUCAAGCCUGCCCCUCGUCAACUGGGACCAGGCGCGCAAAAACUCCAGGAACAGCAGCAGAAGGCUAAAGAGAAGACGCCAAGGAAACCCAGAGGCGAGAAGAAAGACAAGAGGGAGAGAAAGAAGCGGGAUUCGACUAUAAAGGCGCAAGAUGAGAAUGGUAAUCCCCGGAAACGAAAGAAGAAAAACAACGGUACAUCUCAACCGACGGACUCAGUAGACGGACCGAUGAUUUCCCCAGACUAUCCUGGGGCACCAGCAAUCGAUGGGCAAAACCAAGGGGGUCGGUCGUAUAUGAACGGCGGAGAAGCAUCGGGCAAUCCUGGGCAGCAAGGAUUCAACGAUUAUCCUCAAGGGUUGAUGGGGGACGCAUCAGCAACGACAAAUGGAACUUCGUCUCAGCAGGCGAACGGCCAGAUGGCUUCAGUUGCUUUCCCAGUUAAUGUCUCAGCCGCUGAAGCAGCACGUCGAAAAGAGGCAGCCACGACAAUGCUUAGCAACGCUGGUGUCGAUCCCACCACAUUGUCUCCUGAGCAGUUUGGUAUUUUCGCCAACCAAGCACCAGAGUUACAACGCGAGUCAUUGAAUAUGCUUGUCAAAUAUGGCGCAGAACGGCUCCGGAUUGUCCAUCCAGGUAACAAGGAAGGCUCUACACAGGCAAACUCUUCAACACAGAGCAGUCAGACAGCUUCAACUGGACCUAGAACCACCAAAGAACUAGUGCCCCAGUCAAGUGCUCAGAGCAACGCGAAUACAGAUACUGAGACAGCGGUAGCUCAGGCUGCUGACGACACCUCCACUCCUAAGCGCAAGAGGAAGAAGAUGGGCAAGUCGAGAACAGCUUGUUUCCCCUGUAAGGCACGGAAGACAAAGUGCCCAAGGGAACAACCAAUCUGCACCGAAUGUGCGAAUCAUGGGGCUGCAUGUGAAUAUGCACCACAGAAACCAAGAAACAAGGCAACGAAGCCCAAGAAGUCUGAGGCUAUCGUUGUUGACGAUGACGAUGACGAUGACGAUGACGAUGACGAUGACGAUGGCGAUGAGGAAGAUGAAGAGGUUGAACAGCAGGAAGAUGCUGAGGGAGAAGGUACCGAACAGGAAGAUGACGAACAACAAGACACUUCACAGGACUACUCAUACCCUCAGAUGAAUAUCGGAAACAUGGUCACCAACACUGACGGAACAACUCAAGAUACCCACUCCACACAAAACAACUACUACCAGCCUACCUCCGGUCUAGUUCUUCCUCAGCCAGACCCUUACUCGACCAGCUCUCAAGCAAUGGGCACAUCAGUAUCGCAGAGAGGUAACUACUCUCACAACCUGCCAGAAGUGACACAACCCAUGGUCCACCCAGCCCCUCCUAUCCCAGCACCAGCUGGAACGAUCGCUCCCGCUGAAACAAGGCGAUGGACCGCCUUUGGUAGCGGUAGUGUCAAUGGAAGUAGCACCAGCAAGACACGAAGAAGUCUUCCGUCUGAGCCCAGCCAUCCAAAUACACAAAACAUUCCUGCAAACCCACAGCCAUCAGACUGGGCUCAAACUUCUAACGCGACUAUGCCUGCAACAACAAUGGCAUCUGUUUCUCCGCAGAUGACAUACGAGACACGCUCAAGCGGAAGGACUCGACAGAAGAAUCAGAGCCUAACGAAUGAUGCUUCCCAACAAGCUACAGCAGUGGCCAAUACGGUCAUACAGCAGGCUCAGGCACGUCAAUCGCCCGCCGCUGCGGCAGCCAUGACGGCACAAGCCCGCAAAUCUCCUUACCAACAACCUGCUGUUCCUCGCACGACUUCUAGAACAAGCCAGCGAAACCAGUCUCGCACACCUGUGAGUGAGCAGGCACGAGGUUACCAACCUCCUUCCGACAUGGAUCAGCAGCAAAAUCCGCGAGGCAGCACUCAUUACGAUACAUCACACAUGUCCAGUGGUUCCGGCUAUAAUGACUAUGGGCGUUACAGCGGCACUAGCACCGGAGCAAGCCAUCAGCCACCCACAACCAUGAGCACAUCUUAUCAGACUACUUCUUCCACUGCAAAUCAGUGGUCUAAUUCUUCGAGUCGAAACGAUCGCUCAUAUGACACCAACCCAUCAUAUCAAACGCCUAAUAUUCACGUACAGACAACAGCGUCAAAGCCAGCGGCAUCCCGCCAGAACUUUAAUAUGCGCGCAAACACACAACAGCAUACUCGUGCUAGCAGUGGUUCAUACAACCAGCAGAAACAACAGCAGGGUUAUCCAUCAUACUCUGGAUCUACACACCAGAACCAACAGGGUCAGGCAUCAAACCAGCAACAGCCGUCAAGCUGGUACUUCCAAAACUCGCACAACCCUUCUAUUAAUCCUGGAGGCCAGUCGUCUGGUUAUAACUAUGAGACAUGGUCAGGCGUUUAG